CUCGUUCUUCCUAAUCGGCGCAGUUGGAACGACUCCGUGAAAGCCGGGUGGACCGCUGACUAGGCUACAAAGGCAAACCAAACCCCAUUUUCGCCUUGAACUUAUGAAUAUACCUUUCACUGGACGACUAAGAAGAUUAUGGUUAUAGUUUAAAAAAAAAAAUGGCACAGAACAAUAAUACGCUGUUACAUCUCUUUGCUGGGGGAUGCAGCGGUACGGUGGGGGCCAUCGUGACCUGUCCCCUGGAGGUUCUGAAGACCCGGUUGCAGUCGUCAGGUCUCUCGCUCCGGACCGUGUUCCAUGUCCAACUGGGCUCAGUCAGCGGUACUGGGGUCAUCAGGCCCAGUUCGGCCACUGUCACACCACCUGGCCUGCUUCAGGUCUUACGGUCGAUUCUAGAAAAGGAGGGACCGCGGUCGCUUUUCCGUGGGCUCGGCCCCAAUCUGGUCGGUGUGGCCCCAUCAAGGGCGAUCUAUUUUGCCGCCUACAAAAAGUCCAAAGAGACGUUCAACGGCAUCUUUGUGCCCAACAGUGGGCUGGUGCACAUGUCUUCGGCCGGCUUUGCAGCCUUCGUUACGAACUCACUCAUGAACCCCGUCUGGAUGGUGAAGACCAGGAUGCAGCUGGAGAGGAAGGCCCGAGGGGAGAAGAAGAUGAACGCCCUGCAGUGCGCACGUUACGUUUACAGCACCGAGGGGAUGCGGGGUUUCUACCGGGGCCUGACGGCGUCAUACGCCGGCAUCUCCGAGACCAUGAUCUGCUUCCUGAUCUACGAGACGCUGAAGAAGCGGCUGAACGAGGGGCGCUUCACCUCGCGAAACGGCGAGACGGAGAAGGGAGCGUCCGACUUCCUGGGCCUGAUGAUGGCCGCAGCUUUCUCCAAGGGCUGUGCUUCCUGCAUAGCCUACCCACACGAGGUGAUCCGAACAAGACUCCGAGAAGAGGGCAGCAAGUACAGGUACUUCUUCCAGACGGCGCGGCUGGUUGCGGUGGAGGAGGGCUACGCCGCCUUCUACCGAGGACUCGUCCCACAGCUCAUCCGUCAGAUCCCCAACACCGCCAUCGUCCUCUCCACCUACGAACUCAUCGUCCACCUGAUGGGAGACUCCUCCCACUGAUGGACGGCGGCCGCCGUCGGGUGACUUUGACGACAUGGCGGCCAGGGUGUUGGGGGGGGGGGGGGUCCGCCCAGCCGUUUAUGUAGCUACACCGUUACCCUCCCUGUGGCACAUUGGCCAGCGAGGGGACAAUUGGGGAAUUUGGGGAAGGAGGUGAACUUUUAUUGCGGACAGACCGACUGACUCUAGUCACCGUUGAGGGAAUCUGAAGGCAGGUUUUACUGUCGUUCAGAGUCCUGAAACUGCUCAAGUUACAUCCCAAAUGGCUCCCUGUCCUCUGUUUAGUGAGUCUUUUACUUUGUUGGGAGCAGUGUACCAUUCAGAAACGGAAGCAUGCAAUGUUGUUUAGGUGCUCAGACGAAUUUACCCUCUCGAGAGAGUUGUUGAACUUACGAACGAACUCUUGCCCGGGUGCCCAGAUGUGUUAGUGACGUCUUUCUUAACUACCUUGCUGUCAUUCUUAGUGAUGAGUUGGGAAGAAAGCACAAACCAAUCAGGGACACGGGAUUGGACAACUACAGAUGUGAGAGAUUCCAUACAAAGUAGAGGUCAUCGGAGUAGAAGAGUACUGUUAAGUUAAACUAAAUUAUUUUGUAUUGUUUUCAAUGUUAUUUGUCAGAUUCUGUUUCUCUGAUACUUUUGAGUGGUUCACGCUCAAAGAUCUGUCAAUGUCUUUGCCUACGGUUGAUUUCAUUUCACAUUCAUGAAGGGGGUGUAAGGUAAAGGCCUGGCUAGAAUUGUUCCUGGCUUGCCUAUAAAGGUACCAUGAAGGCACACUGUUCAUCAAGACAGUUCCUUCUGCUCUGCUUUAUUCAUUCACUAGCACAUGGUGAUUUUUGAGGUGUGAUUGAAUUAUCGCUGAGUAAUGAUUCUUUUUUUUCCAUGAUGACAAACAGGUUUAUCUGUGUAUUGUGUUUGUUAAAGAACAUGGUCAUCUUUUACAGUAACAUGACAACGGGAAUGCUUAUUUCACCAGUGGCUCAAUAAAAUCUCCUCAAGUGUG
This is a messenger RNA of Esox lucius (northern pike), 2121 nucleotides long. RefSeq names its product solute carrier family 25 member 33 (gene slc25a33). Gene Ontology annotation, biological process: pyrimidine nucleotide import into mitochondrion. The transcript is spliced from 7 exons. Bases 162 to 1118 code for a protein of 318 amino acids. The record is from RefSeq and is a predicted model, not a curated record. Gene Ontology annotation, molecular function: pyrimidine nucleotide transmembrane transporter activity. NCBI's taxonomy places the organism in Eukaryota, Metazoa, Chordata, Actinopteri, Esociformes, Esocidae. Gene Ontology annotation, cellular component: mitochondrion.